UCUCUCACCGUCUCUCUCUCUCUCUCUCUCUCUCUCUCCGCGUCUUCUCUCUUUCUACAAUCAAAUUGCAGUAAGAUAAACAAUAUCUCCUCAAUUUCUCUAUCUAGGGUUUGAAGCACCCUCCUCUCUCGAUCUGCUUCAGUUUCCUUCUGUCAAUGCCUAUGCUGGUUUGGGAAUGAGUAUUCUGGCAAUGCUGAGAACAAACUUACUAAGAUGAGCGAGACAGACUCUUCCGGAAUGAGGCAUAACCAGCAGCCUAUUCCGCUUGGGACUUUAAUUGGCCGUGAGUUGAGAAAUGUCAAGUUAGAGAAGCCGAUGGUGAAGUGUGGGCAAGCUGCCCUGGCGAAGAAGGGAGAGGACUAUUUUUUGAUCAAACCUGAUUGCCAAAGAGUUCCUGGCGAUCCAUCUACAUCAUUUUCUGUUUUUGCGAUUUUCGACGGGCAUAAUGGUAUAUCAGCUGCAAUAUUUGCUAAAGAGAAUUUGCUGAACAAUGUCUUGAGUGCUAUACCUCGUGAACUGGGCAGGGAGGAAUGGCUGCAAGCCCUACCCAAGGCAUUGGUUGCAGGGUUCGUUAAAACUGACAUAGAUUUUCAGCGGAGAGGAGAGACUUCUGGAACAACGGUUACUUUUGUCGUUAUUGAUGGUUGGACUGUGACUGUUGCAUCUGUUGGAGAUUCUCGGUGCAUAUUGGAUACACAAGGGGGUGUCGUGUCACUGUUAACCGUUGACCAUCGGCUGGAGGAGAAUGUCGAAGAACGGGAGCGCGUUACUGCAAGUGGUGGUGAAGUAGGAAGGCUCAAUGUUUUUGGAGGCAGUGAAGUGGGCCCAUUGCGCUGCUGGCCUGGGGGAUUGUGCCUUUCACGGUCCAUUGGUGAUACGGAUGUGGGCGAGUUUAUCGUCCCAAUUCCCCAUGUUAAACAAGUCAAGCUUUCUAAUGCUGGGGGAAGACUCAUUGUUGCCUCUGAUGGUAUUUGGGAUGCACUGUCAUCUGAAAGUGCCGCUCAGGCUUGUCGGGGGUUGCCCGCUGAUCUUGCUGCAAAGUUGGUUGUUAAGGAGGCUCUUCGAUCACGAGGGUUGAAGGAUGAUACAACAUGCUUGGUUGUUGACAUUAUUCCUUAUGACCAACCCAUGUUGCCCCCGUCACCUAAAAAGAAACAAAAUUUGCUCAGUGCAUUUAUGUUUCGGAAACAGCGUCAGACCAAAGGGGCAAAUAAGUUAUCAGCUGUUGGAGCUGUGGAGGAAUUGUUUGAGGAAGGCUCUGCAAUGCUUGCUGAGAGGUUGGGCAAGGACUUUCCUCUAGGCCCGAACUCGGGGCUCUUUAGAUGUGCUAUAUGUCAAGUGGAUCAGCCACCGAGCGAAGGCUUGUCAGUCAACUCGGGUCCGUAUUUCUCCCCGGCUUCGAAGCCAUGGGAAGGCCCUUUCCUCUGCGCGAGUUGUCGCCAGAAGAAAGAUGCCAUGGAAGGCAAAAGGCCAAGCAGAUCUUCAAACCAGUAAACUAGUAAAUAUCUCUCUCCUUCUCUCUCUCUCUUUCUAUAUAUAUAUAUAUGUAUGUAUGUAUACAUAUAUGUAUUCUUUAUGUGAGUAGGAGUGGACACAUGUUGGUGUUUUCUUUCUUCUUUUAUAACAUUUGCUGGUGACCAUUAGGUCUCUAUGUUUGUGUGUAUAAGAAGGUUAUUGAGUAAAGAUGAUUUGUUGUAGAAA
Messenger RNA from Andrographis paniculata, 1701 nucleotides. RefSeq names its product probable protein phosphatase 2C 5. The record is from RefSeq and is a predicted model, not a curated record. NCBI's taxonomy places the organism in Eukaryota, Viridiplantae, Streptophyta, Magnoliopsida, Lamiales, Acanthaceae. Gene Ontology annotation, biological process: protein dephosphorylation. Gene Ontology annotation, molecular function: protein serine/threonine phosphatase activity. The coding region runs from base 214 to 1494 and encodes 426 amino acids. The transcript is spliced from 8 exons.